GGUCUUUUGCCAGCCGAAUAAUUGAAAGCACGUAGUCCAUUCCAGUCCGUGGUUUUGAAGUUUUAGAAGUGUCAAAAUGUCUGAACCAAUUCGUGUUGCUGUUACUGGGGCUGCUGGGCAGAUUGCAUAUUCCCUUCUGUAUUCUAUUGCAAGAGGUGAAGUAUUUGGUCCAACACAGCCAGUGGUGAUGACGUUAUUGGAUAUUGCUCCAAUGAUGGGAGUUUUGAAUGGGGUUGUAAUGGAACUAAUGGACUGUGCCCUACCAUUGCUCAGCAAUGUAAUUCCUACAGAUGAUCCCGAGGUAGCUUUUGCAAAUGUUGAUGCAGCAAUCCUGGUAGGAGCUAUGCCGCGCAGAGAAGGCAUGGAGAGAAAAGACUUGCUCAAGGCUAAUGUGAAAAUCUUCAUGGUGCAAGGCAAAGCUCUUGAUAAAGUUGCCAAAAAGAAUGUGAAGGUUCUGGUUGUUGGAAAUCCAGCUAAUACAAAUGCAUUGAUCACAAAAAAGUUUGCACCAUCAAUUCCAAAAGAAAACUUCACCGCAAUGACAAGACUGGAUCAAAACAGAGCUCAAGCGCAGAUUGCUGCACGCUGUGCUGUUCCUUGUAAUUCUGUUCGUAAUGUUAUCAUCUGGGGUAACCACUCGUCCACUCAAUUCCCUGAUGUACGUCAUGCUGUUGUAAGCAAAGAUGGAAAGGAUUUACCAGUUUAUGAUGCUGUCAAAGAUGAUGCUUGGCUGAAAGGAGACUUUAUAACAACUGUACAGAAGCGUGGUGCUGCAGUGAUUGCUGCUCGUAAACUUUCCAGUGCCAUGUCUGCUGCAAAGGGUAUUGUGGACCACAUGAAAGAUUGGUGGGCCGGUACAAAAGAGGGUGAAUAUGUAUCCAUGGGUGUCAUAUCUGAUGGCAAUACUUACGGUGUUGGAAAGGAUUUGAUAUUCAGCUUUCCAUGCAAGGUUGCAGCUGACCAUUCUUACCAAGUAGUUGGUGGUCUAGAUAUCGAUACCUUCUCUCGCGAGAAGUUGGACAUCACAGCCAAAGAGCUCACUGAAGAAAGAGAUGAUGCGUAUGCUUUCUUAGAGGUUGACUCAAACUUGUAAUUGGAUAACAUUGAAAGCAUAUUACAUGUUGUGUACAAAGUAGUAGUAGUUUUGGAGUACAUGCCAGUUAAUUUACAAGGUGCUAGAUAUGUAGGAAAUAAAUAUUUUUAUGGCAUGUACUGGUGUACAAACAUAUGGUCGCUUUUACAAAUUUCACUAAAACUGAAAUAUUUUUGUCAACCCCAAUUUGCACAAGCACUUGAAGCAUGAAAUCUCCCUGCUUAUGAGCUCAGAUAGCUUAUUUAACAAAGAAGUUCAAGAUCCAAGUGUGUCAUGCUGAUUUUUACUUAGCUAAGAAUAUUGUUUGAAUACAUAAAUGUACAGUUUUGUAGGUUUGAAUAAACCUUGUGCUUGAUUUAUACUGUUUAUCCACUGUACUUGGGUCUUAAAAUAUGAUUUCAGACUAUGGUAUCCUGUACAAACGCAUUAAUCUGCAUUGCUGUCCACGAUUGUAUUUAAUUAUUUAAGUGUAAAUGCACAGACCAAUUUAGGUUGUAUGUAAAUGUCCAAUCGGCAUGGUUUGUAUGAUUGUUUUGAAUAAAUUAAUUUCUGGUCAAUGCAA
Saccoglossus kowalevskii is the source of this 1655-nucleotide messenger RNA. Its product is annotated as malate dehydrogenase, cytoplasmic-like. Lineage: Eukaryota; Metazoa; Hemichordata; Enteropneusta; Harrimaniidae. Gene Ontology annotation, molecular function: L-malate dehydrogenase (NAD+) activity. Gene Ontology annotation, biological process: malate metabolic process. The record is from RefSeq and is a predicted model, not a curated record.